Messenger RNA from Panonychus citri (citrus red mite), 1227 nucleotides. It is a transcript of the gene Der-1, whose product is annotated as derlin-1-like. Gene Ontology annotation, cellular component: endoplasmic reticulum membrane; Hrd1p ubiquitin ligase ERAD-L complex. Gene Ontology annotation, biological process: endoplasmic reticulum unfolded protein response. NCBI's taxonomy places the organism in Eukaryota, Metazoa, Arthropoda, Arachnida, Trombidiformes, Tetranychidae. The coding region runs from base 271 to 1011 and encodes 246 amino acids. The transcript has 4 exons. The record is from RefSeq and is a predicted model, not a curated record. Gene Ontology annotation, molecular function: misfolded protein binding; ubiquitin-specific protease binding.
GUUUUGAUUACAUUAAUUGUCUGUGAUUAAAUUAAAUUUAACCUUUUCAAUUUAAUUUCAUUGGAAUACCCUUUUGAUUGAUCUAAUUUCUUACUGAUUAUCUUGGGUUUUCUUCUGUGUGAUUAAAGGUUACACAUUUUUCUUCUGUGAUUGUGUUUCCUUUUCUUUUUGUAUUUCCGUUGAUUGGUUUUCGGUUUUUUUUUGUUUGUUUCUUGUUUCAUCUUAAUUUUGAUUAACUGAUUUUGGACACAAUUUUGCCUUUCAUUCAUCAUGUCAGAGAUAAUUCAAUGGUUUGAUAGUUUACCAAGAUUUACUAGAUGUUGGCUUGGGUUGUCUGUCGCUUUUCCCAUCGUCGGAAAAUUUGGUCUCUUCUCGCCAAUGUCUGUCAUGUUGACUCCACAAUUUAUUACUCAACUUCAGCUUUGGAGGCCCUUUACAGCUACAUUUUAUUACCCAACGGGAUUUCAUUACCUUAUGAAUCUCUAUUUUCUUUACCAUUACUCAUUACGACUUGAAACAGGUCCCGAGUUUGCAUCGAAACCAGCUGAUUAUCUUUUCUUAUUGAUAUUCAAUUGGAUUUGGUCUGUAAUAUUUGGUUAUUUUUUCAGUAUUUACCUUCUUAUGGAUUCAAUGGUUUUAUCUGUUCUUUAUAUUUGGUGUCAAUUUAACAAGGAGCAAAUUGUUUCAUUUUGGUUCGGUAUCAGAGUAAAAGCAAUGUACUUACCAUGGGUUCUACUCGGAUUUAAUAUGCUCAUGGGUGGAAGUGUAAUGUUCGAGAUCAUUGGUAUAGUAAUUGGUCAUCUUUACUAUUAUACGAUGGUCAAAUAUCCUGCUGAAAAUGGAGUUGAGUUAAUUGGAGUACCUUCAAUACUUUAUGACUAUUUUCCCAAUAUUCAAAAUCGAGUUGGUGGAUUUACUUAUGUCCCACCAACCCAACAACAGCAACAACAAAGGCCCACAGCAAGAGGACACAAUUGGGGCAGAGGUUUUACCCUCGGAGGAGGAUAUUAACUUCAUAAAUCUAUUCACCUAACCAAUUAAAUUUGCCAACAAUGGCCAAGUCCAUAAAUACAUAAAUUGUUCUAUGUAAAUUCAACACGAUUAAGCUAAUUUUCAAAGGCGAUUCGAUGCUGAUAAAAACAUCACCAGAAAUCAGAAACAUUUUGUGCAAAAAACAAACAAAAUAUAUGAAAUAAUUAACAAAUCUUAUUGAUAUUAAUCAACUAA